This is a messenger RNA of Hippoglossus stenolepis (Pacific halibut), 6420 nucleotides long. RefSeq names its product oxysterol binding protein-like 8 (gene osbpl8). The transcript has 21 exons. The record is from RefSeq and is a predicted model, not a curated record. Lineage: Eukaryota; Metazoa; Chordata; Actinopteri; Pleuronectiformes; Pleuronectidae. Bases 2746 to 5400 code for a protein of 884 amino acids. Gene Ontology annotation, cellular component: intracellular membrane-bounded organelle; cytosol; membrane. Gene Ontology annotation, molecular function: cholesterol binding.
GAAGGUAGUGAGGUAAGGAUUGGCCAGAAUCACUUCCUACUUGAGAAACGUCCCAGAUGGUGACUAUACUUAGCCAAUGUGCCAUUGGACCAGAAGAAAUGGACUUUUCCUCGGCAAGCGGGUUAAUUAGAUCUGGGAUGUGCAUUAUACAUACAGAACAUCCUAAUUGCCUUUUGUUAAUUAAAGCAGAGGAGGUCAAAGCUGCUGACUUACCAGUUUUGAAUUCAUCAUUUAGCUCAGGGAAAGGGAUUGCACUGUUUACCUCUUGAAGCUACCUGGGAUGAAAUGUCUCUGUGGCCACCUCGUAACAUGGUUUGACCCGAUGCCAGGAGAUUGCAUUUGGAGUGGCUAAGACGACAGAGUAGAAAAGGGCACGUCAGCUGAAAGGGAAGAUGGAGAUGCCAGUGGACUGUGGAGGGAUAUCAACAGCAGACAAUGCGCCUCAGAGACUGGGUUUCAAAGAUAAGGCCCAAGGCCAAGUCUUUUCAUUCCUGCACAGAUGCAUUACCCGCCGGUGUCGUUGCCGAUUUUUUUUUUCCAGCGCACACUAUGUCGUCACUUGGUAUGAGCAACACAGACUACCUCAAUUGUCUUUUAUGGCCGUCACCACAGCAACUAAACGAGUUAUAUCGUUUUAAAUAAAGAAACAACUCAUUAUAACUGAAUCAAAAAACUAAUUCCAAACCAAUCAGCUUUCUGUCUGGUCUGAGCCACAGUUAUCCCUUACAAUACAGCUAGAUUUGUACCAUGCGAUAACUUUUGUAGGAAACUGUGUCCUUUAACAAAGCAACUUACAGUGAGUGUCACCUGCUCCCUCACAGUCUAUGCCUGUGCGAUCAGCCCUAUUUAAGUGUAUUCAGUCUCAGAAUGAAAUGUUGCCACCAUAUUCAUCUAACACUGUACUGUUAAGCAUUUUGAGUGGUCAUCAAGACUAGAAAAGCGCUGUAUUGAUACACACCAUUACCAUUUACUUUGUGAAUCUGGGUACUACUGAAUCUCUAGCUUAAAGAGCUGUACACAGGAAGGAGUUAGUAUUGCUGUAUGAAUAUGAUUUAUACUGGGUUGAAUUUCAUUUCAUUUUGAUCGACCGGGUCGUUCAGAUAAGAAGCUUGUGAUUGGAAGAAAUUUGUUUUCUCAGUUGACAUCUGGGUUAUGCGGUGGAAUCAUCUGAGCGCUGAUGUUAUAAAGUGCUUCCUUCUGUCCUCAAUAGAGUUUAUGUUGUGUGAUUGUAUGUGUGUGUGUUUGAGUGUGGGUGUUGUUUUUCUAGUCUGACGACAGCUGUCUCCAUAGCACUUACAGUUUGUAAGCUCUAUGGAGUGUGGCUAGUAGGGAGAGGAAGGAGGGUGUGUAUACAGUUAUCUUGAAGGGGCAUUUCACUGCUGUUAAUGUGGAUAUUAUUAAAUAUCGCUGGUCUAUAGGCCAUUGACUCAUAACCUCUGAAGACCCAAACAAAACCAGUGUUUCUUUGAAUGGAGAUUAAAUACGGUGCUUACACUUACUAGGUUCAAACUUAAUCCUGCUCACCACAGAAAUCAAGCAAGCAUAGCAAGCAUUACUUAUGUGUUUGUAAUACGAGAGGCAUUUGAACAAUGCAGCCUGCCGAUGAUGGUAAAAACUUCAAGGUGUUUUACGGUCCAGUGAACCACCGAUGUGGAUAAUGGGUGAAUUUUCAUUUUUCUCUGAACUAUCCCUUUAACACUACCUGGUAGCCUUAGUAGCCUAAAUGUAUUGAAUAUAAACAUACAAAUAUAAUGUUUGCAACAUAUUGAAAUAUAAUUAGAUUAAACAUUUGGAAUAGAAUAUAUAUAUAUAACUUCACUACCAGUGUUUCAGCUGUUUUUAUUCCAACUAGCUGCCCUGAUGCUGCCAGUUGUUCUGUCCAUUCCUGCUGGAAGGCAAUAAUAUCAAUAGCAGCUCGAGCUUAUGCCUCUGCUUGGUGCACGUACUCAUCUUUAUUCUGUGACUCAUACAGUAGAACUCUUGUCAAGACUCUGACAAGUGCUAUGGUUAUGUUGAGCAAAGAUUUUUCAACAUCUGGGAAAAAGAAUUUAACUGAAAUGUGAUUUUCAAUUUACAAACCCUCCCUGUAUUUUCUUUACAUCAUCCGCUGAUGUCAGAGGAGUGAAUACAGAAACUAAAUUCAGCUCGGCUAAUAUUUAGAAAAUAUUUAUAAGUACCCUAGACGUCAUAGACACACCACCCCAUGACUAAUCCAUUAAUAUGGUUGAAAAGCAGUGAAGUGCCCCUUUUGAAUCUAUAAUAAUGAAUAAAAUAUGUAGCGAGAGGGAUAUAGCUGAAUAGAAAGAUGAGAUAUGGAACAUAAGGGCUAUUUUCAAGCUAAGAUGCCGCUCUCCUGCCCAUCCUGAGGAGAGGGAGUAGGAGGGGCUCAGCUUAUUCGUUAUUAAGUACUUGGAGGCUGCUGCUUUCAUACACACUCGCAGAGAGAAAGAGACUGUGUGUGAGGGAGGAAGGGAGCUGUUGGUUGAAGGAAGCGUAGAGGAGAGCGGCGUACUGCACUGCCUCAGCGACUGCUGUCUGAGCUACUGUGUGUGUGUGUGUGUGUGUGUCUGUAUGUGAGUGUCUUUGUUGCUUUCCUCACUCACACGAUAUCUGCGUGGGACAGAUCGGACUGUUCCCCCAACCUCCCCCAUUCCUCGACCCUUCUACUCUUUUGAGUUUCCUUACCUUACCCACACCCACGUCCCUCAUCCCUGCUUCCCCACAAGGGAGCUGCGCACCGGCCCCAUGAUGAAGGAGGAGGGCCUGCUGGGUCGUCGCCGUUUCUCCACGUGUGGCGGCACGGCAUCGCUUCGACCGCCGCAUCCGGACGGACGCAAACUCAUCCGCAAUGCCUCCUUCGGGGGCUAUAACGAGCUGUCGCCCCUGUCGCUGCCAGGUUUUGAAAGAGGGAAGGAGGACCUCUUGCCUCUGCCUUUAAAAGAGGACUCACAUUCCAUUUCAAAGAGCAAGUCUGAAACAAAGCUGUACAAUGGCUCAGACAAGGAUGUGUCGGCGUCUGGAGGAAAGCUCACCAAGAAGGAGUCCCUCAAGGUGCAGAAGAAAAACUACAGGGAAGAAAAGAAGAGGGCGACCAAGGAGCUGCUCAGCACCAUCACUGACCCCUCUGUCAUCGUCAUGGCCGACUGGCUGAAGAUCCGCGGCACUCUGAAGAGCUGGACCAAGCUGUGGUGCGUGCUGAAGCCAGGCGUCCUGCUCAUCUACAAAACCAACAAAAACGGCCAGUGGGUGGGAACGGUGCUGCUCAACGCCUGCGAGCUGAUCGAGAGGCCCUCCAAGAAGGACGGCUUCUGCUUCAAGCUCUUCCACCCGCUGGAACAGUCCAUCUGGGCCGUCAAGGGUCCUAAAGGGGAAGCGGUGGGCUCCAUCACGCAGCCAUUACCCAGCAGCCACCUCAUCUUUCGUGCUGCCUCUGAGUCUGAUGGUCGAUGCUGGAUGGACGCCUUAGAGCUGGCCCUGAAGUGCUCCGGCCUGCUGAAGAGGACCAUGAUCCGUGAGGGGAAGGACGACAUGAGCACAGUCGCUACUGGCGGAGAACACUCCAUUAAUUUCUACAGUCUCCUGCGAGCCCACAACAUGCACGGUUUCCAGUUCAGUGACAGUGACCAUUUGAAAGACCCGGACCUGUACUCGGACAAGUCGGACCGAGAGGGAGAGCAGGACCACGAGGAGUCGGACCCAGAAGGCCUGGAGAAGAGCGAGGAGAGCGACAGCGACACGUCGGAGCGCCAAGACGACUCGUACAUUGACCUUGAUCCAAACGAACAUCUGAGGGAAACCCCGUACCUGGAGCAGUCCCACGAGGAACUGGGAGAGGCUGGUGAGGCUGCGCAGACAGAGACGGUAUCGGAGGAGAAUAAAUCUCUGAUCUGGACGUUGCUGAAGCAGGUCCGACCUGGCAUGGACCUGUCCAAGGUGGUGUUGCCCACCUUCAUCCUGGAGCCAAGAUCCUUCCUGGACAAACUCUCGGACUACUACUACCACGCAGACUUCCUGUCAGAUGCUGCGAUCGAAGAGAACGCCUACAGCCGCAUGAAGAAGGUGGUGAAGUGGUACAUUUCUGGAUUUUACAAAAAGCCAAAGGGGUUGAAGAAGCCUUACAACCCCAUUAUUGGGGAGACGUACCGCUGCAUGUGGCUCCACCAGAGGACAAGCAGCAAGACGUUCUACAUCGCAGAACAGGUUUCCCAUCAUCCUCCGGUGUCUGCCUUCUAUGUCAGCAACAGGAAGGAUGGGUUCUGCCUCAGUGGCAGCAUCCUUGCCAAGUCGAAGUUUUAUGGUAACUCUCUGUCGGCCAUAUUAGACGGGGAGGCUCGUCUCACUUUUCUCAACCGAGGGGAGGACUAUGUGAUGAACAUGCCCUACGCCCACUGUAAAGGUAUCCUGUACGGCACCAUGACACUGGAGCUGGGAGGACAGAUCACCAUUGCCUGUGAGAAAACAGGCUACAGCGCUCAGCUCGAGUUCAAACUGAAGCCAUUCCUGGGCAGCAGCGACAGUGUCAAUGAGAUCUCUGGAAAGAUCAAGCUGGGAAAGGAGGUGUUAGCCACACUAGAAGGACACUGGGACAGCGAGAUCUUCAUCAAUGACAAGAAGACGGGGACGGUGGACACUUUCUGGAAUCCGACACCAGAGCUGAGACAGAGUCGACUGACCCGCUGCACAGUCCCACCAGAGGACCAGGGGGAGUUUGAAGCAGAAAGACUGUGGCAGCACGUGACCCGGGCCAUCAACAACAAGGACCAGACCGAGGCCACCAACGAGAAGUUCUUUCUGGAGGAAGCUCAGAGGAAGUCGGCCCGCGAGCGGAAAGCAAAAUGCGAGGAGUGGAUCUCCGCCCUGUUUGAGCAGGACCCCAUCACUGGAGAGUGGCAUUACAGAUAUGCUGACACAAGGCCAUGGGAUCCACUCAACGACCUGAUCCAGUUUGAAAAGGACGGCUGCAUCCAGACCAAGGUCCGACACCGCACCCCUAUGGUACGUUCUGGCAGUCUUAUUAGUCUGAGUAACCAGGGGCCGCGGAGGGACAAUUGCAAGUGCCAGGUAACGGUGCCAAAGAGGAAACAUAAGAGCGACAAGCCCAAAAGUCCAGAGAGUGGCUGCUCUUCACCUGAACCCGACCGUCAGGACUCGUCUGGCAGCGAACGACACAAAAGCAAACACAACAGUCGGCUGAGGAAAAAAGGAGCCGACCUCAGUGAACUUCAAAGUGCCAUUGAAUCCAUAAAGCAGACGCAGGAGGACAUCAACAGGAGCAUCAGUGUGCUGCGGAGUCGUGCGUCAGGCCGGGUGGAGGGCAGCUCCUUCCUCCAGCAGCGCGACUACGUCAUCAUCUUUUUCCUCAUCCUCCUUCAGGUCGUGAUCAACUACGUCUUCAAGUAGCAGCCAUACCCCACAGAGAGAGCGUGAUGCCCUUACACACAAACACACACACACAUAUAUAUAUAUAUAUAUAUAUAUAUAUAUAUUGUACACACACUCUGAGCCUUAGGCUUCACAACGGGGUACGAAGAGUAUAAACUUUGACCUUUUAAGUGACAGUCUCCACCAACUGUGUUCAUCCGUCUUUAUUGAAUCCAACUGCAACACGUCCAGAGGAGAAGUGGAGACUUCAACACACAAAAAAGAGACUUUUAAAAACUCUUUAUUUAUUUUCAACCUAUCCAUUCCGAAACUCUUGAGAGAUCCACAGAUUUCAAAGCGGAGGGGAGCAGCGGAGAGGAGUCAUCCGUGUAGAAAAGUCUCGACUGCCACUCUGAAGCUUAUUGAUUUGCCUUGAUGUAAAGGCAAAGACAGCAGCCAUUUUUUAGCUGUUCUUUGUGUUUUUUGUUUUGUUUUGUUUUUCCACCAAUGAUGGGAAACAACUCUGUCGAAUCACAUUUCACCUCAAAAGACAGGGAACAUCUUCACCCGGAGACGAGUACCAUCACUCAGAUGGUAACCAAGACAAAGAAAAAAACUUUUAUUUUGAUGUUUUCGUGUUGUUGCUCUUCUGUUUUGCUUGGCGUGCCGUGGUCUGCGUCGAACAAACAGCGACGAUAAGGGAGACAGAAACAAAGUGGUCCAAAAAGCGAUGUGACUUAUUUUUUUAUUAUCACAUACUUUCACAGAGGCUCGUGGAGAGAAAAGACGAGCGAGACAAAAUAACACAAGUGAUACUGUCAAAAGGAACAGAAGCUAUACUUUCUGCUGUGUAAUAAAAUGUCACCUUUUGCAUACAAAGUCGAUGUUUAAGAAAAAAAAUGAAGUCCGAUGUUUGACACAGCGUCAUUGUAGACCGUAGCGUGUACAGACGGCAGCGUGGUUAGGACUUUAGCCCUAUGUACAGUAUUUUUGUUUGAAGGCACAAAUGCACUGGAAAUGUUUGUAUUGUAAAUACAUUCGUCAUUCUAUCAGUUCAAA